AUGCAGAGCAGGUGGUCCCCUCCUCCGACGGGAAUGAUCAAGGUUAAUUUCGACGGGGCCUUAUUCAGGGAUAUAAGGAAAGUUGGUAUCAGAGUGGUAGUUCGAGACAGUAACAGGAAAGCCAUAGCCACUCUGUCCGAACAAGCUAGUCUUCCCUUUUCUUCGGAGAUAGCAGAAGCAAUGGCUGCAGCCAGAGCAGUAUCUUUCGUACAAGGGCUUGGCUUUACUUCAUUCAUUUUGGAAGGAGAUUCAGAUAACGUAAUAAAUACCCUGAAGUUGGAAGAGAUUUCCUUGUCAACCUAUGGUCACAUACUUAGCUCUGCAAAAUCACUAUUGGUAGAUAGAAGUUGUGUAUCUUUUUCCCAUGUUCGCCAUUCUGGAAACAUUGUAGCGCAUAAACUAGCUAAACAUGCUAGACAUGUUAGAGGUUUUUCGGUGUGGACUGAGAAUGCUCCUCCACAUCCGGAUUAUGUAUUUCUAACCGAUCACGGUUAA
Quercus robur (English oak) is the source of this 495-nucleotide messenger RNA. RefSeq lists its product as uncharacterized. Bases 1 to 495 code for a protein of 164 amino acids. The transcript has a single exon. NCBI's taxonomy places the organism in Eukaryota, Viridiplantae, Streptophyta, Magnoliopsida, Fagales, Fagaceae. Gene Ontology annotation, molecular function: RNA-DNA hybrid ribonuclease activity; nucleic acid binding. The record is from RefSeq and is a predicted model, not a curated record.